AUGGAUGUAAUGGCACUGGAUGAUGUUUAUCAUGUGGUUCGGUUUCGGUCUGUCGACGACUAUGAGUUUGCGAAAUAUGGAGGGCCUUGGUCAAUAAUGGAUCACUACCUUAUUGUCCAGGAUUGGAGGCCAAACUUUGAUCCCAAGUCGGAUAAAACUGAGCGAGUCUUGGUUUGGGUCCGGUUCCCCGACCUCCCAAUGGAGUAUUAUGAUUAUCCUUAUCUUAUGAAACUAGGGAAGAAGAUAGGAGAACCGAAAUACAUUGAUGAGACAACGAGCAUAGGAUCAAAGGGACGAUUCGCAAGGAUGUGUGCUGAAGUCGACCUGACGAAACCACUUCUCUCAAAAUUCACAGCUAAGCUAAAAGUCCGACAUAUAGAAUACGAGGGAAUGUACCAAAUCUGCUUCCACUGUGGUGUUUAUGGUCAUGCAGCAGAAAACUGUCCCCAGAAACCAUCGGAGGAAGCAGACACGGCGACGGAGACAGGCGGAGCUCAGGGAGACGGAGGAGGACAACCAAAUAAGGAAAAAGAUCAAUCGAUCCAAAUCAGGCCGGAGAUUGUGGAACGAUAUGGCACAUGGAUGCUAGCCCCGAAAAAACCGUACCGAUACAAUCGUGCUAACAAUGGAAAAAAUAAAAACCCAAAAGGUAAGGAUGAGAACGGUAAUCAAGGGCCUAACAACUCUAUUAAUGUCGAGAAAGGAAGGAAUAAUGGAAAAGACAAAGGAAUAGCAGUAGCAGACCAAGGAAUUAGAUCAGAUUCUAUAUUUGUGGUUCUAAGUGAGGAAGUUACAGAGGAGAUCAAUGAGCUGGUUGUGGAGUCUAAUGAGGAGAGCCUUGUGGAGAAGCACGUGAGGGGAACCAGGAAUUCAAGAACCAAAAAGCAAGGAAAAAUCAAGAAGACCUAA
Molecule: messenger RNA, 909 nt
Organism: Ipomoea nil (Japanese morning glory)
Lineage: Eukaryota; Viridiplantae; Streptophyta; Magnoliopsida; Solanales; Convolvulaceae
Exons: 1
Coding region: 1-909 (302 amino acids)
Molecular function (GO): zinc ion binding; nucleic acid binding
Source: RefSeq, a predicted model, not a curated record